This is a messenger RNA of Haliotis rufescens (red abalone), 1249 nucleotides long. RefSeq lists its product as uncharacterized. The transcript has 3 exons. The coding region runs from base 103 to 1017 and encodes 304 amino acids. Lineage: Eukaryota; Metazoa; Mollusca; Gastropoda; Lepetellida; Haliotidae. The record is from RefSeq and is a predicted model, not a curated record.
CGUGCUUAGCGUCUGGGUCACAACUGUUCCGGGUUUUACUUCGGUACGGCCCGGUAUAGGAGACAGCAAAGCCAGCUGUUACGGCGAGGGUGGUACGAGAAAAUGUCUGUUCAGCAAAAGCUUGCAUUUAAUGAAUCAAAAGAACAAUUCACCUGCUCCAAGAUGCACAAGCGUGUACGGAAGUUCUUCUCUAAGAUCGACAACAGCGGCCAGAUGGAUCCCCUCAUCCGACGAGCUGUGAAGCUCCAGCAUCUCAAUAUCCCAGGACCGUCUCGGUUCCACCUCCGCUCCGCCCGCGACAUCCACCGCGUCAAGCUCCUCGAGCACUACGACGCAGACUCCUACUUCAGCUCGCAACUCAUCAAACGACUCCGAUUGAUGCCAAGCAGGUUGCCAAGCAAUGCUUUCCUGAAGUUGAUGGAAAUCUUGGUGGCAAUAUUUGAUGUCUAUCUUAAAACAAAAGAAGCCAAACAUGGGAAGGCAUUCACAAAGAGGAGUACUGACAGACUGAAGACAAUUAAGAUGGAUACCCUGAGGUGUGAUGACAAUAACAGAGCCAUUGAAUCAUACACCAGCUGCAGCCGAACCCAACCUUUGGAGAAGGAUGGAAGUCUCUGUUCUAAUCACAUCUUGAAGAAAACCAGCUCCUUUGGAUUGCUAAAGUUCAAAUCCAGUUCUGAAAAUAUUGAGUGUUGUGAGCCCAGCCUUAAGAAUAAUAAAAACAAGUGUGUUCAAGUUAUGUCCAAGGCAGAUAAAUCUCAUAAUAAUCCGAAAUCAAGGAAAGACAACUUUGUACUGACAAAACAAGAAGGCAAAGGGGAUGAGGCUGUAAUUCGAGAAAACCCAGAUGAAGAAACUGUAGAUAUUAUUAAAAGUAAAGAACAUUCAAGAGGACGUAAAAGGCAUUUACCUUCAACCAAGGGAGACCACUCUCAUAGAAGCAAGAGAGCCAACAUUGAUAGUUCCCGAGACAAAAGUGAUUGUGCAAGAGCACGCGCUUGGAGAAAAAAGAAGUGAUUGUCAUAAUUGGGAUCAUAUGAUCCUGUAUGAUUUGUGAUUUAUUCAUAAACAAAAAGGAUGUGCAUUUAUGUGUUUGGCAGCAUUAGGAGGUUACAGAAAUGACUUCAUUAAAAUCAGAUCUAAGUUCCCGCUGCCGCUAAACAAAGAUCUGAGGACAUCCCAUUACAGGUCACAUCAGAACGACCUUUCAUCCAACCAAUCAAAGCGUCGCUUACCAGAUCAUGAAAGU